GGCGCAUUGCGCAGCAGGGCCGUGCCAGCCGUGUUUACUUGCGCAUUAGCAUGGACUUGUACUCUAUUGUUUAUGUGUUCUGUGCUGUUUUGACAUGAUACACUGACGUGACUGCGUGUUUUCAGCAGUGCUAAAGAAGUGCAAUAGGAGGAUGUUUCUUAUGUGCCAUGGCCACAGCUUCUGAAGCUUUCCGUGCGAUUUACAUGCGGUCUACAGGUCACUCCCCGCGGGGAAAAUGAAAGAACCGCAAAUGAUGGUUGGCCGCAAGCAUUUUUGCUCGUUUGUCUCACACCAGUGCGCAUCUACAUGUGCCGCGUGUUCCCAAAAUGGAGUGUGAGCUCAAUGAACUAAGGCAACUAAGGAUAGGCUAGUCAGGCGUCGUCUGCUCGCUCGUUUGAUGGAGUCGUACCGACGGAAGCGAAGAGACGCCUUCCGAUUGCUGUCAGCGGGGCGCCUCGUGGGCCGCCGUUGGCGUCUGUUCCAGAGGACUCCGCAGCAAGAAGGCGAUCUGGUGCUGACGUUCGCAGCUAAUGCAGAUGCUUCGGUGGUGGAAUGGUUUCAGGAAAGGCUGAACAGAAAAGUUCCGCAGCUCACUGUCCGGCUCUGUCGGCACCCACAGAUGGGCCAAGUGGCACUUUACUGCAGUCCGGCUGCUGAACACCUGCUUCUUUCUGGGGCUGAAGAGUUGCAGCUGCGCAAGCGCUUGCGCCCUGAAUGGGGAGGUGGCAACCGGGAGUUCACUUGUGCUGAGAAGGACUGCUUCGAAGGGAGUGGUCAGCUGAGUGCCCAGGAGCGGCAACGUGUGGUGCUGCACUGGCUGAGGGAAGGUCUACGUGCCUCUGGACCAGGGGACCAUCCGGGCCCACCAUCAGGCCAUCACACACCUUGCCUCGAGGGCCAAUGUCUUGUGGAGUGGUGCCUUGCAGAAGGCUUGCUCAGUCAGCUGGUGGCACUGCAUUCUACCAAGGAGUUAGAAUGGCUCAAGAAACAUUGGGUGCUGGCUUUCUUUCGGCUGCAGCCACUAGAACGUGUGCGGAACUACUUUGGUGCCAAAGUGGCCAUGUACUUUGCCUGGCUGGGCCACUACACCUGGUCCCUGGCCGUGCCUGCCAUUGUCGGCCUGCUGGUGGGCCUCUCCUGUGGCUCGCACGGAGAACAAGCACAGGAGGACGCAUGCUUGGUGGGCUUUGCGCUGCUCAACAUGCUCUGGGCGACUGUCUACCUGGAGCUGUGGAAGCGCUACUCAUCGGAGCUGGCCUACCAGUGGGGCACCCUGGACGAGCAGAGUGAGCUGCUGGUGGAGCCCAGGCCUCAGUUCAGGGGUGAGCCCCGCCGAAGUCCCGUGACAGGGCGCUUAGAGCCCAGCUAUCCUGCCUGGAAGAGACACCUGUUCCGGUACCUGGUGACACUGCCAGUGGUGGCUGGCUGCCUUCUGAUUGUAGUGCUGGCCGUCUUCCUCAUCUUUCAACUCCAGCACUGGUGGGAUGAGUGGCGUGUGCAAAGGCACUUCCUGGGGAACUUCUCCUUCUUGCCUAAGAUACUGCUGGCUGUGGUGAUCCACGUGCUAGACACCGUCUACUACCGCAUUGCUCUCUGGCUUAAUGACAUGGAAAACUAUAGGCUGGAUCAGGACUACGAGGAUCAGCUGAUUAUAAAAAUUGCAGUGUUCCAGUUUGUCAACUCGUUCCUGUCACUCUUCUACAUUGCCUUCUACCUCCAAGACAUGGAGCAGCUUCGAGAGCAACUUGCAACACUGUUGAUCACACGUCAAGUGCUUGGAAACAUCAAGGAGAGUGUCAUACCAUUCUUGGUGGAGAGGCUGCACUUGGCUUGCCUCGAGUUGAGCAGCAGUGAAGACUCGCCAUCGAGUGUGACACCUGAAGACAGUCCAAGCUGCAGCAGUACGUCGACACCCAAAUUGAGCCAGGGUGAAACGGAGUGUGCCAUGUUCAAGUACGAAGGCACUUUUGAGGACUACCUGGAAAUGUUCAUCCAGUUUGGCCACGUGACCCUCUUCUCUUCGGCAUUUCCGUGGGCUGCCCUGUGCGCCUUGCUGAACAACCUGGUUGAAGUGCGCAGUGAUGCCUUCAAGCUGUGCUUUGUCUUCCAGCGCCCCUUUGCUCAGCAGGCCAACAGCAUCGGCACCUGGCAGGUGGCCAUGGAGGUCAUGGGCAUGCUGGCGGUUGUAGUAAACUGUGCACUGAUGGGCACCCUUGGUCAGGUGCAGCGGCUCUGGCCUUCACUUACACCUCUUGAGGUGUUGCUUGGUCUAGUGGUGCUAGAGCAUGUGGUUUUGUGCAUCAAGUUUGCCAUUGCUUAUGCCAUUCCUGAUGUUCCUGAGUGGGUUGCUACCGAGAUGGCCAAGACAGAAUUCCACCGAAGAGAAGCUGCCAAGGAUGCUAAGCUGACCACAGCUACCAGGGCAACCUGCACUUCUGAGGAUUUCCUCAGCCCCGAACAUCGGUGCCUGUGGGAUCCGUUGAGCACUAGCGAGCUGGAUUCAGCCAGCCAACCAGGCUCCCUGCCUGGCUGGGUGGGACGGCUUCUGCGCAUGCCCGUCACCAAACCGAGACAGAGGCGACGCACCAUGCCCACAUCCCAACAGUAACAGCUGCAUCACUGGGGCCGACUGGCACUUCUUUUUGGGUAGGCCUGUAAACAGAGCUCACCAGCAUUGAUGCUAACAGGUAUUCAAAGCAGAUGUGUAAUCGAAAGCCCUUGGUUGAAUUCAGCUUCCUCUCACUCCUUACGUGGAAAGCGUAAUUAGAGUGUUCUGGCAGUUCGCACAAGAGUUUUUGGAAGUUGUACAUGGGUAUCACAAUGAAAGAACAACGACAACCUCACACUGCACGCGUAGCUUGUGAUGGGACAAAAGCAUGAUACUAUCACUAAUGUGUGAUAAUAGUACAUGAGUGGUGGAUGCCGGCACUUUUUGCUCAAGUAUACAUAUUCUUAAGGUUGUGUUAUGUGUGUGUACAUCAGAUUGCAUUAGGUCAAUCCAAAGCAAAGUGUGCAGGUUGUUGCAAUGCAAGCUUGCUGCAGACCACUAUAGAAGCCAGGGCAUUGAUAUCGAGUAGUAGCUGGUUCAAUGUGCGCACAGUUUGGCACACUAGAGUGGCGUUUCAGGCCACGCUCAGGUACUAAAGCUCACUUGUACUUAGUUCCGGCAAUGGUGGCAUGCACUUUCACUUCAGAGUGACAGCAGCUGAAUAAUGAUUGCAGGCAUAUGUGACCAGAUUGCACCAAUAUUAAAUUUCAGGCAGCCUUGGUGGUACGGUGGUUACAGUGCUCGGCUGCAGACCCGAAUGUAGCGGAUUUGAACUCGGCCAUGAUGGUCCCAUUUCAAUGGAGGCGAAAUGCUUGAGGCCCUUUUACUUCGAUUUAGGUGCACAUUAAAGAACCCCAGGUGGAUGAAAAAUCCUUCCACUACAGCGUCCCUCAUAAUCAUAUCAUGGUUUUGACACGGAAAACUGCAGAUUUAUUAACAUCAAAUUACAAUAUGAAUCAAAAGAUGAUUCUGUCAUUGUUAGAUGCAGUGUUUAAACUCUGCAUAGGUAUCUAUGCAGCGUUUUAAGAACUUAACAGGGUCCUGAAUUAGCACUAAAUACAAGGACUAUGAUCCUUGUCUACAGUAUUGGCUCUAUGCUUUGCUGUGGUGUCAUUUUGCAUGCCACAGUUUUUACAUUUAUACAGCACAGAACCAUAUGAAAGGUGUAACAGGAGUAUUUGUUGCAUGAAAGUUGUCUGUGGAAACAUUGGUGUUCUAAUAGCGUUAUAUGACAGUAUUGUUUUACCAUUACUGGCUGUUGUUCAGCACACUGUAACCUUGCAAGUAGGCUAAUCAACUACACACUGCCGUGUGUUCUGCAACACUGCUUCAGACCCUUCUUCUGUUUUUUUUUUUUUUUUUUCACUGUGCAUGUUGGUCAUAUUCAGUUGUACAAAGUCAUAAAAGCAUGAUCAAGCAUUGCAUCAGGGAUUCUACAUAGUUGGUUCUAUUGCUAGUGGCACUAACUCAGCGAUUUGUCAAGUGGAAUAAGACCAUAGAGUUUCCUACAAUACUUACUAGAGGGAACUUUGGCGCUAGUGUGUAUGGGAGCUGCAAUGCAUGGUGCUUCAGCCAGCACGGGAAUGAUGGGUAGUACACGGAUUUGUCUAAACUUCGUUCUUUCGGCUCUGUUUGGCUACGCGUCGCCUGCAUCCGCUUUGUAGCAAGACGAAGUUCAGCAACAGUCAGCAGUUCCACUUCACCACUUUAACCUUUUAGGCUCACCAUUCCAAAUCUGGUCAUGAAGUUCACAACGAUCCAACAAAGCCACAAGUGCGUUUGAAGCUCGCAAGUACGAAGGCUAGGCAAAUCCGUGUACUACCCAUCAUUCCCAUGGUGGCUGAACGAUCGCAGCGCCAGAGUCCCCCUAGUUAGUUUUAGGAAACUCUAUGGAUAAGACCACAAACAUUUUUUUUUCUUUUGUCUGAAGCCAAACUGUCUUUGCAAUAAUUUUACUGUAGUGCUGCUAGUGAUGCAAUAUAAUACAGCAUCUUAACUAUGACAGGUUUCUUGUAGGGGUGUGCGAAUAUUUGAAAUUUCGAAUAUUUUUCUAAUAGUGUUUGCUAUUCGAUUCGACUCGCACUGGAAUUUUACUAUUCGAACUAUUCCAACUUCCCAAAAACAAAUACAGUCAACGUCCGAUUGAAAGUGACCCCUUCAGAUUUUCAAUAUGCUUCACCUCAUCACACCCUCGUAUUGCGGCAAAGCUGCCUUUCAAACUCCGUUACGGUCGAACUUUGCCAAGACACAGUCAACGUCCAAUUGGAAGUAGUCCUUAGAUUUUCAAUAUGCUUCACCUCAUCACACCCUGGUAUUGUGGCAAAGCUGCCUUUCAAGCUCUGCUACGGUCGCAAAUGUACUAACUCAAGGAAACACUGUUUCCAACGUGGAGAUGAAAGAUGUGGCAGAGGUGGGGGCUCAAUUAAUGCUGUUUUGGACCUGAAAUUUGGGCAGGAAGCCUGAAAAAUUGGAAGCCGAAGCUUUUUAGCAUCCAAAAUUUCAGAUGUUCUUAUAUAUCGACGUCUACGAGGCAGAUUUGGAACUCCAGACUUGAAGAGAGCACACCCUUGUCAGCCACAUCAUUUGGGCUUCCACAGAAGUUGAAAGAGGAGGAGAGGCUGAGCAAAUGGCAUCUUUGCCUAUCACGUGUAAAGUGUUGUCGGCAACACUUUGGUCGCACCAAAUCAUGUACAUAAAUAGAAUUCGGCCUCUACAUUGCUUCAUUCUUGAUAAGACAACUAUGAAACACCACCCCGCCAGUGCUUCAUCAACCUAGCGAAAAGAAACACUUUCACGUUGCUAUAUCAUAAGAAUAUGCUUAGGAAUCCUCUCUUAACUUUUUUUUUUCUGCAAUUUCACUUCGAAGUAUUAGAAAAAGUAUUCUAGAAAUAUUAGAGAAAUAUUAGAGAAAUAUUCGAAAAAUAUUCGGUUCGAUUCGCACUCACUUCAAUAUUCGAAUUCGCUUCGCACCCAAAAUUUUGCUAUUCGCACAGCUCUAGUUUUUUGUUUUUCUGAACUUAUACUGACUGACAACGAAGCAGGCUACUGGCACCAAGUGCUGCUGCAUGCCCCCUUUCUUUCUUUUGCAAUUUUGAAGACUACAUGCACUAGGAAGGUUCAGCUGAGAUGGACGUCUAGUUAAACCUCAUUUCUGAAACGUCCCUGUCAGCUGUACUGUGUAACAAGGGUAGCUUGACAAUGGUUCAGGAGUUCUUAAGUGUAGUUUCUGCAUCAAAUCAGUAAAAGCAUUGAGAUUUCAGGAUGCAAGUCUUGAAAUAAGGGCUCAAAGUAUUAGUAGCAGUAUCAGGUGUCAGUUGUCAUCAUUGAAAUUUAUCAGUAGUCUUUCUUCAAAGAACAGUUGCAAUAUGUCAGAACAUGCAUGGAUAUUGCUAGGAGCAGUACAUUACAUUGGUUUUCAAUCGUAUCAUGUGUUUAGCCUGCAGUCUCCUUUUCCAACUAUGCCAGAGUGAAUGCUCAUUGAAAGAACUGUUAAGUUACACUGUAGCUGCUCUCUGCUAUUUGCUCAUUUUCUUUUCUUACAUCUUGUGAGGCAUUGGCAAUUAGGCAAAUAAUCAAUGCUGCUUAACCUUUUGUUGGACACAAGGCAGUAAAUGUUACAAUUAAAAUGGCUGGUUGGGCGAGUUGGUGAUUCAUAUUACUCAAAAUAUGAGCGCGUAACUUAAAUAGGGACUUGGGAAGACAAUUAAGGACAAGCGCAUACUACCAACUGAAUGUUUAUUAUUACCAAAUAAACAUUCAGUUGGUAGUAUGCGCUUGUCCUUGUCUUCCAAAGUCCCCGUGUUACGCACUCGUAUUUUAAGUGUAAUGUUACAAUGUUAUAAACAUUUUAAGUUAGCUGUUGUUCACUUCUUCAUUGCAGAAAAGCAAAUGCAAAAGCUGAAAAGUGUUACUGAGAAAAAAGUGGGACCACUUUCCAGUUUGUUCACGUGAAUCAUGUGGGACCCAUCUGUCCCGCCUGAGGCAGUUCACCUCUAGACGAAAUCGCUUUGAUGUCGGAACACUUGAAGCUGAUGCAUGCGGUCCAUCCGAAUAUAAGCCCUCCAUGUGUCAAUGGCACCCAUCCUUUUCAAUGUGUCUGCUCAGCGUAAAGGUUCAUCUGCUUGACACGGUGGUCCAGCGGCCCAUGGUAAAAAUAAAAAUACAGUGUGAGUGCAGUGAGGGUAGCGCUCGUGUAACUAAGCCUUUGGGAGGCGUUGAAGCAGUGGUUUGUGGGUGCAGGUAUGCUGACUAAUUGUAGACACAUCCCAGUAAGUUCAGUGUCAGCUACUGAAAUGGUGGCUUUGCCUUUUUUCACUUCCUUUUACACGCGUACGAUGGACCCGAUCAUUUUUCUGCAUGCUCAAGCAGCCAGUGGGAGAUCACGGCCCAGGAUCACUGUUUUUCUUGCAUUACUCAUCACAUGCUAGUUCUUGAACUUGUCUUCAGUGCUACUCCUCAUUAUCGCUGUUGCCAGUGCUCUCUGGCAAGCUCACCUAUAUUUGACGUGUUUCUUAAGUGGUGUACCAGUUCUCGCAAUGAGACCUUCUUGCAGGCUGGUUGGUUCACAUCGAAUGGGUGGCAUACUGCGCAAGCACGAAGCAAGGAAGCAGACAGGUGCUCUUUGCCAUCACUUUUUCUGCUUCCUUCCUUCACGCUUGCACAGCACACCACCCGCAUCAUUUUUCCUUAUCUUCAGAAAAAAAAAAAAGAGCAGUACAGACUGAACAGACCCAUGCCAUGCUUUCAUCACGCUAGUCCUAACCUGCAACAGUUGAAUUGCACUGCUUUUUUGUAAAACACAUUGCAUAUAUCUGUAUGCAUUUAAACACCACGUGAUAUGGCUGUUCGUUGCUUGUAGGUGGUUACUGCAGUGCAAGAAAGGCAAAAUUUACUGUCAGGCACCUUUUCUUCCUUGGUGUACCUCACAAAAACGCGAGAAAUUCUAACUGUGGAAGUGAAAAAAGAAAAAAAAAUGUGAGGUGUCUUGUAGCACGAUUUUAUAAUGCCAGAACUUUAUGAAAAUGAAUGCAGAAUGUUGUAGAAUAUUUGAUAGUUGGAAGGAGAGGCCAGAGUCGGAUAGUCCUAGCUCUGUCAUGUAGCUACAGUGGCGAGAACGUGAAAUAAAAAGUAGGACGUCUAUGGUCCGCUGUCCAACAAAGGGUUAACAGGUGAAAGGUGUGGAUAUGCUCGUGUAUAUGUGCUCAUGAAGUGGUCAUGACAUAUUGGGGCAGCAUUCGGAUAAAAAAGUUGCGCAUUGUCUGAUGACAUGUGGCGUACCACUCAUUAAAUGUGUGGUUGGUCCAGAAACUCACUGCAUGUUGCAGCUACAGUAAGGAAGCAAAGUGUUGCCAUAUUUAUUUUAAGUCUUUCAAUCUUACCGCAAUCAGCCAUGAACAUGACCAUGAAUUCUCCAAAAUAUACAACUGAAGCUCAUGUGCGCUGAAAAUCCAUGAUGUCACUGUGGCAUUGCAGAAAGUUUUCUCUCUCAACUACAUUACCAUAUCACUUGUGCUUGUUCCCCUUACUGUCUUCCUCUUGCUGCUAAGCUUUCACGCUUGUGCUUGUUCAUGUUUGUGGCUAAUAUAGCCACUAAAUAAACAGGGUGGUGGUCUUUGUUCAGGGUGAUUUUGUUCUUCAGGACGUUGUCGUAAGCUGUUCUAAGUACAACACACAACAUCCUGUGACUUCACAGUUGCUGCUUGUUGUUUUAAAGUAGACGAAACUGAAAGGGGCCCUGCAACACUUUUUGAGCAUGGUCAGAAAACCCUGCCAAUCGGCAGCCGAUGCUCCCGAGAACAUGUGAGCUAAACAUUAUAGUGCAGCACGCGGCCUGGAAUUUACAAGCGAAAAAUCGCUCGCGCUUCUCUUGCGCUCGUGACCACACGGAGAGUAAGCCGCGCAUUCAGUGAAGAGAAGAGAGUGCUCAGGGUGAUGACGGAGCUUCCUGCCCCCUGUGUAGCUUUCAGUGUGCUGGCUGGUACGAGAGGAGAGAGAAAGCGCUUAAGGCAUGCGGCAAAUCCCUGUAACUCUGCUCGUACUUUAUGCAUUCUAAGAAUUUUGUGGCAGUCGAUUCGUGAGGCAAUAAACUCGUUCAAUGACGUCAUUCGAUAAUUACUUGGAAAAGUUUUGCAGGGCCCCUUGAAGUCCAGAUGUGUUCUUGUCUUAAAAAAGAAUACAGAUGCCCUCUAUUGCUUGCAUGUUUUAUGUAUUGAGGAAUUUUAUCGUGGCCAAUGUUUUAUAGCCCAAAUAUUAAUUGAAAUGUUACUCAUUCAGGGUUUUCAUGUCAUCUAAGAAAAAGUACUUUAAAAGCUUAGAGGUGGACUUGAAACACUUUAUUAAGCUUUCAUGUGCUGGCUUAUUUGUGUAGCAUUAAUUUAUAAAAAUAUCUGCAGGACUGAUGGUGCACAGACAGACAUGCUCUGGCUACCUGUAAUAUUCGGUCAUUCCAGUGACGCAGGCGGCCCUCCUCCGAAGCUGGUACACGGUGAUGUGACCGGCGUUGAACGUAGCUUCGCCUUCCUUCAAACAUCGUUGCAUUUCUUUAGCGAUAGAAAGUAUCGUCUGCAGUGAAACUAGAGGGCCCGAUGAGCUCUGCUGCUCGAGACGCACACGCUUGCAAGAUCGCCUCAUCUCUGUCUCGUCCGCCAUUUUGACCUACCGUUGCUGGAAUGAUAUAGUCGCUGGAGUGAUCGAAUACUAAAACCUCAAAGAAUGUGCUUCAGUAGCCGAAACAGUGCAGCAUAGGUAGGCAUUACGUGCUUAGGCAUUAAUUUUAUCCUGCCUAAGACCUCCAUUGAAGGCCAGCAGUAUGUAACAAAAUAAAUAAAUAAAUUAGGUGCGUCCAAAUUCUUGAAAGACCUAGUUCUACUGAAUUGAUGUUCAUAAACCUUAAUGUACGCAGAAUUUUGUACUUACUUUUACUAACAUGGUAUUACAGCAAAAAGCACAAGUACAAUCUUGAUGUCUUUGUUACUUUUGCAAUUUUUGCCAAAAAGCCCUGAUGGUUACGUACUAUUCUGGCUUGAAUAGCCAUACCAGAUUUAAAGCCUGUACUAGAGAACAACAAUGUGUAGUGCACUAGGAAAACUACAACUUACACUUUUCAGCAGUUUAUGGCUGUUUGUAUAACAUAUCAACUUGACAGGUGAAUGGUCAUUUCAUUAUUUUUUGCUCAAACCUGUCACAAUGCAAGGCAUUACUGGAAAGUCAUAGAGCAGUCAGAUACAUGACUGACAAUUGACCGUCACAUUUGCAGUUCUGCCUAGACCUUGCUUGUGAUUCAUUAAACUGUUUACACUGCAUGCGUUCCUUAAUUAUUCAAAACACAAUAUAAUUUGUCUUCUGCCAUAUUGCUUUCAGUCUUACAGAAUGCACAUUCACCUCACUUUUGUACCAGGUGUGCUUGAUAGUCUUAUCAGAUGUGCACUUUCCAGAUUGCUUUCUUCACUUUGCUGACCUGGUUCACAUCACAUUUUGUUAUCCCCUUGUUGCACCAUCGUGUGCUACCUUGUUUUUGUCAUGCUCUGUUUCAGCAAAGUGUUUAUUGCUCACUUCCUGAACUUACCAUAUUAUUCUUCAAAUAUGAUAUGUGUGGGUAUAAUUGUAUAACAAUUAUUUUGCACAAAAUCUCUCCCUUCGUAGUAUUUAUAGCUCUAGGUUGCACCUAUUUAUGGUGAUAGUAAUUCAGGCAAAGUGCUGCUUGGGUCCACAACAAAGCAUGCAAGAUUGUCGAGUUGGAAUAGAAUCAUUUGCUAUUCCAGCGCUGGAUUACUUUACGAUUCGGUGCUGCCUUUCUUUAGCAGUAAUUUCAGAGUUUGUGUUUUAAGGUAUACUUCUCAUUCAUGUGUUUGUUCUUUUCUUGGCAUUUCUCUAAACACUGCUGUCCUGUCUGCUCUUUUAAGUCUAUUGGUGACAGGAUUUCCAAAUACACUAUCGUUUUCAAGUGUGGCAGCAACUUGGUUUUUGCUGGGCUGUUUUGAAAGUGACAAAGAUUUUAUGGAUCUGUUUAGAGUAUGUAUACUCUAUCUCACAAGCUGGUUGCAGCCGGGUGGAAGUUACGAGGUGUAAGCAAGCCACAUGCUUUUGCAGCAGAACAUAGUUCUAUAUUUAAUUGCCUUAUAAUUGGCAAGCUUGAGACAACAGCGUUUGUUUGGCACAUGCUGCGUCACAGCAAUAUGUGAUAAGCUAAUCAUGAUUUGAAUGUACAUCGUAUGCCUGGAAUUACUGCCGCCGGUAAUUGUGACGUACAAACAUGGCAGCUCCUUACGCUGUGAUUCAACCUCACACUUGCCCACUGUGCAGACAGCAAUAAAUAAAUGAUUAAAUUGUCUAUCAUCUCACGCUGAAGUCAAAGCAUGUGUGCUUUGUCCUCAUUAUUGAGAUGAGCUGUUUGUUCAGCAAUGCAUGCUUAUCCCUAAGAAUUUGAGAAUGAAUCUUAGAAACUGCAAUUUUGUCACAAAUGCAUUGCUGUCAAUGUGUCAGGACCCAAAUUUAAUGCAAACACAAGCGUUGGCUUAUAACUUAGGGGCCACACAGCGCAUGACGACGACUUUAUAAAUUCAUCAAGAAACCAGCUUGGAUGGUUUCCUGGUGCUAUUGUUGCUGCUGAACACUGAGAGUGUGAGUUGCUUCCGUGUGCUCGCUUUACUCACCCAGUGCGUGAACACAGACACUGUGCAUACAACGCAGUGCAGAUGAAUACAUGUCAUAGCAAGGGAUUUUCGCUCUUCCUAUUGGCUAAGCAGCCACCACAGUGCUGCAGCCAGCUUGUGAGAUGACUGUAGAAGGCUUUAUUUCAUCGUUAUUAAUUUCUAAUAGGUAAAUUAAUUUAAUAAUGUAUUUCAUAUAUUCUCUUGCUAGCCACAACUGGUGAUUACGGUGCAUAUGUUCACAUUGUUAAGCUGUCUGCUAUUGGCCCUCCCUCUUCACUGGAAACAAAUAAAGUUACAAAUUUUCUCCCCA
Rhipicephalus sanguineus (brown dog tick) is the source of this 11509-nucleotide messenger RNA. It is a transcript of the gene wwk, whose product is annotated as anoctamin-8. Gene Ontology annotation, cellular component: plasma membrane. Gene Ontology annotation, molecular function: chloride channel activity. Gene Ontology annotation, biological process: chloride transmembrane transport. The coding region runs from base 398 to 2608 and encodes 736 amino acids. NCBI's taxonomy places the organism in Eukaryota, Metazoa, Arthropoda, Arachnida, Ixodida, Ixodidae. The record is from RefSeq and is a predicted model, not a curated record. The transcript is spliced from 17 exons.